Cyprinus carpio (common carp) is the source of this 1213-nucleotide messenger RNA. RefSeq names its product protein unc-50 homolog. The record is from RefSeq and is a predicted model, not a curated record. Lineage: Eukaryota; Metazoa; Chordata; Actinopteri; Cypriniformes; Cyprinidae. Gene Ontology annotation, cellular component: Golgi membrane.
GAAGGCCUUGACACAGGAAGCUGGGUCACUGUAUCGGUUGCGCUGCUACGUGUUCGGACAAGGCAGGAAGUUGACAUGUCACCGUUGCUGCAUCGUUUUUUACUCACUGAUUAAAAAGGGCUUAGCUUUAUUAGUUGCUGAUACUGCUGCAGAGCAGUAUGUUGCCGACGAGUUCCGUGCCGAUCCACCGGAACGGCAGUCUGAGCGCGCGGGAUGCGGCCCGGCACACGGCCGGCGCCAAGCGCUACAAGUACCUGCGGCGACUGCUGCAUUUCAGACAGAUGGAUUUUGAGUUUGCCAUAUGGCAGAUGCUCUACCUGUUCACAUCACCGCAGAAGGUUUACCGCAACUUCCAGUACCGCAAACAGACUAAAGACCAGUGGGCCCGGGACGACCCGGCGUUCCUGGUGCUGCUCAGCGUCUGGCUGUGUGUGUCGACGGUGGGCUUUGGUCUGGUUCUAGAAAUGGGUUUUGUGGAGACGUUGAAGCUGUUGCUGUGGGUUGUUUUCAUCGACUGCGUCGGAGUCGGAUUGCUCAUAUCUACACUCAUGUGGUUUGUCACAAAUAAAUAUCUACUGAAACAUCCCAGCAGAGAUUACGAUGUGGAGUGGGGCUACGCGUUUGACGUCCAUCUAAACGCUUUCUACCCUCUCCUGGUCAUUCUGCACUUUCUACAGCUGUUCUUCAUCAACCAUGUUGUGGUCAUAAGUUCAGACUGGUUCCUGGGUUAUUUUGUGGGAAACACCUUGUGGCUCAUUGCAAUCGGUUACUAUAUUUACAUCACAUUCCUGGGCUACAAUGCACUUCCGUUCUUAAAGAACACCGCGGUGCUUCUGUAUCCCUUCGCUUUGCUCGGGCUCCUGUAUGUUCUCUCCAUUUCGCUCGGCUGGAACUUCACUAAAGGACUCUGCUGGUUCUACAAGCACAGGGUCCAGUAAAGGACAGCAAAACACAUGAUGGAAAGUGUGUUGUCGCUCUUGGGACUUUAUGAUUUUUGUAUAAUCUGUAAAUAUCUGUUUGGUUGUAGAGGAAAAGAAUUUCAAUUGUUUACGGUGUCAUGAACCUUUUCUUUUUCUUAAUUUGAGACCCAAGCCUCAUUAAAUGUUGUGACAUGGAUUUGAAAACGCAAGCUUGGGGAAAAGUUUCAGUAUCUUAGAUGAUGCUGCACUGUUUACUUGUGAAAACGUGUACAAUAAAGAUAUUUUUAAAGAAA